UACACGGUUACAGCAACAACAAUUGCGUAAUUGUCCGGCGGACACCGAGUGGGAAACGUCGAAGCGUAGCUAGCGAUAACCGAUGUCUCGCUUGCCGUUUUCCGUUUGCAGCUGCAAAUACUUAUUUUCAAAGAGUCUUGUCUGGGAAUCACCAUUGACGGGAUGGUUCCGGUUAGCCAGUGGUGUAGUAAAAGAUCGAGAACCUCUGAAGAAAGCUGUAACUCCCCAGGGGCGCUUUGACAAGGACGAGGCGUCAAACAAGGACGUUCUGGAAAGGUUUCCUGAAGAUGUCAAUCCUGUGACCAAGGAGAAGGGAGGUCCCAGAGGUCCAGAGCCCACUCGCUAUGGAGACUGGGAGAGGAAGGGUCGCUGUGUGGACUUCUAGUUCACUGUACCUUUGCACCUUUGUUUUUUUCUUCCUUCCCUCGGUGGGCAUAGGCUCUUGUGUUGAAUUGUCACUGUUGGCAAAGAAUCUUUCCUGUUUAUUUUGCUAGCUUCUGGAUUUACGACAGCAACUUGUCAUGCGUCAAGAGUCGGAUUAGACGGAUGUAACAGAGAAUUCAGUCAAGUACUAUAAGUUUCUUUUUGCUCUCAUUUGUCCAAUGUGGCCCGGUGAUUAAAGAGCACUGCUUCUGGGGGUUUCCAACACAACCCUUGCCCACUUUUUCAAAGACGCUGCUCACAGAAUCAUUCUUGAUGUAUAUAAUACGAUAAAUGGGCCAUGAAUUGAACUCAAAA
Molecule: messenger RNA, 738 nt
Organism: Syngnathus typhle (broad-nosed pipefish)
Lineage: Eukaryota; Metazoa; Chordata; Actinopteri; Syngnathiformes; Syngnathidae
Gene: sdhaf4
Product: succinate dehydrogenase complex assembly factor 4
Exons: 3
Coding region: 83-385 (100 amino acids)
Biological process (GO): mitochondrial respiratory chain complex II assembly
Cellular component (GO): mitochondrion
Source: RefSeq, a predicted model, not a curated record